AUGUCAUUGUUAUCUCGCUCUCCCUUCGACCCUUUGAAUGUUGAGAACCUUCUCACUGAGGAGGAAAUUGCGAUUCGGUCAGAAAACCUUCUGCCUCGCGUCUUGGAAGGAUGGCAAUUCAAUCCGAAGAUCCUACCUGAAAUGGGAAAGCUUGGGCUUCUAGGCUCUACAAUUCAAGGUUAUGGAUGUGCUGGAACGAGUGACGUUGCGUAUGGACUCAUCGCACGAGAAAUUGAACGAGUAGAUUCUGGGUACCGCUCAAUAGCGUCUGUCCAGUCUUCUCUUGUCAUGCAUCCUAUCAACGAGUUUGGGACGGAUGCUCAAAAGGAGAAGUACAUACCUCGUCUUGCCAAGGGUGAAAUUGUUGGCGCUUUUGGGCUCACCGAACCCAAUCAUGGGUCGGAUCCGGCGAACAUGGAAACUACAGCCGAGGAAGUAGAAGGGGGAUUCAUCAUCAACGGAAGCAAGACAUGGAUUUCUAAUGCACCUGUCGCCGAUGUGUUCAUAAUUUGGGCCAACUGCAAGUGGGACCAAAAGAUCCGUGGAUUUAUCCUUGAAAAGGGAAUGAAAGGACUCGACACGCAGGCAAUCAAGAAUAAAGUAGCGUUACGAGCUUCUCUCACAGGAUCAAUCUUCAUGGACUCUGUCCGCGUGUCCCACGAUGCACUUACACUAAUGUAUCCAACGAUCAGGUAUGGUAUCUCGUGGGGAGUCAUGGGCGCUCUGGAGGAUUGUGUCAACCGGACGAGAGCGUAUGCGCUGGAACGGCAUCAAUUUCAGCGUCCGUUGGCUUCAUUCCAGCUCGUUCAGAAGAAACUAGUUGAUGCCCAGACGGAGGUGACCUUGGGACUCCUAGCCAGUUUGCAAGUCGGCCGACUCAAGGAGGCCGGACAAUAUUCACCUGAGAUGAUAAGUAUGAUCAAGAGGAACAAUUGUGGGAAAGCUUUGCAACACUCGAGGAUUGUGCUGGAUAUUUUGGGCGGAAAUGCCUGUGCUGACGAAUAUCAUGUUGGAAGACACGUUGCCAAUCUGCAAGUCACUAAUACAUAUGAAGGUAAAAUGUGCUAUCCUCUUUCACUAAGCUACGACAUCCACACUCUGAUACUUGGGAAAGCGAUGACUGGUAUACAAGCAUUUUUCUAA
Desarmillaria tabescens is the source of this 1143-nucleotide messenger RNA. RefSeq names its product acyl-CoA dehydrogenase domain-containing protein. The record is from RefSeq and is a predicted model, not a curated record. Gene Ontology annotation, cellular component: mitochondrial inner membrane. The transcript is spliced from 12 exons. Bases 1 to 1143 code for a protein of 380 amino acids. Gene Ontology annotation, molecular function: fatty-acyl-CoA binding; flavin adenine dinucleotide binding; glutaryl-CoA dehydrogenase activity. NCBI's taxonomy places the organism in Eukaryota, Fungi, Basidiomycota, Agaricomycetes, Agaricales, Physalacriaceae. Gene Ontology annotation, biological process: fatty acid beta-oxidation using acyl-CoA dehydrogenase; fatty-acyl-CoA biosynthetic process.